Messenger RNA from Ectocarpus siliculosus, 528 nucleotides. The record is from the annotation of a GenBank genome assembly. NCBI's taxonomy places the organism in Eukaryota, Phaeophyceae, Ectocarpales, Ectocarpaceae.
AUGCGCCUGUUGGCUCCCACUCUAUUGUCUCGCCGCUGUGGCUCGUUUUUGUGUGUUGAUGUUGGGCGCUUUUCCUUCAAUGAGGGCGGGAACCCGAACAACGUGGUGUGGGUGGACGACCACCACCUGAUGCUCCUGCCCAAGCUGCUGAACGACCGGGAGGAGGAUGCCGCCCAGCACGGGCAGACCAGCACCAUCGUCGUCCUGCACAUACCCUUCCCCGUCAGCCAGAUCUUCAGGGCCCUGCCUGGCACAUGGUGAAAAGCUGCUGCAGGGCGUACUGUCCGACGACAUCGUGGGCUUCCACACCUUCGGCCAGCCAGGCACUUCCUCAACGCCGGCAAGCGGUUGCGAGGGCUGAGCAUCGAAGAAGGGCCAAUCGGAGUGGAAUUCGACCGCCGUACGCUGAGAGAAACAAAACUAGGGGUGAUCAUGGCCGGGGUGGACAUACGCCAUUAGCUGAGCGGAGUGGCCCUCAAGCUACUGGCCUUGGAAAGGAUGCUGACGGGUUGCCCCAACCACAAGAAU